Messenger RNA from Cannabis sativa, 2014 nucleotides. Its product is annotated as ACT domain-containing protein ACR10. The coding region runs from base 329 to 1687 and encodes 452 amino acids. The record is from RefSeq and is a predicted model, not a curated record. Lineage: Eukaryota; Viridiplantae; Streptophyta; Magnoliopsida; Rosales; Cannabaceae. The transcript is spliced from 5 exons.
CCGAGACCUAAUUAUGUCUCCCCCAACAAAAUUGAAAGAGACGAGAAAUUGAAUUGUAAGAAAAGAAACAAAAAAAAGAAAACGAGUGAACAAAGCAUUAGAGUUACAGCAGGCAGCGGCAGAAUAUUAAAAAGACCAUUAUGCCCCUCUGCUUCCUGUGAGCUCAACAAUCGACUGACUGAACACAACUGCCUUGUUCACUAAGUAUUGGAAAUGGUUUUUCUCGCUUUCUCCAUCAAAUUUCCAAGCUUUUAAUGGAGAAUACAUAUAUAUGUGUGUGUAGAGAGAGACAGAGAGAGAGUAGGAAGUGAGUUUGGGGAAAAAGAAAAUGGGAAUUUUGCACGAGGACAUGGUCCUCGUUAAACAAGAAAAAGAAGGCGAUCCCACUGUGAUUACUGUUAAUUGCCCAGAUAAAACUGGUUUGGGGUGUGAUUUAUGUAGAAUUGUUUUGAUCUUUGGGCUGAGUAUUUGCAGAGCAGAUUUUUCAACGGAUGGGAAAUGGUGCUACAUGGUGUUCUGGGUGGUGGAAAAGCCCAACACAAACUGGAAUUUGUUGAAGAACAGGUUUCUAGAAGUGUGUCCUUCUUACUUUUCCACGUCUGAAAUGGAUUAUUACCGGCCUCAAAACCAGCAGCCAAGCCCACCAGAUGUGUUUCUCUUGAAAUUUUGGUGUACAUAUGAUCGAGAAGGCCUAUUACAUGAUGUCACUGAGGUUCUCUGCGAGCUAGAGCUAACAAUUAAGAGAGUGAAGGUAUCCACUGCCCCAAAUGGCAAAGUGAUGGACCUCUUUUUCGUUACAGACACAAGAGAACUUCUUCAUACAAAAAAUAGAAAAGAUGAAACAGUUCAUCAUCUGAAAGCCGCACUAGGGGAUGCCUUGAUCAGUUGCGAAAUUGAUGUGGCUGGUCCAGAACUUACAGCUUGUUCACAAGGUUCUCCAAAUCUUCCUUCUGAAAUCAGUGAAGAAAUGUUCAGUUUAGAGCUUCCAGGCAAAAACUUUUAUGGAUGUCCUGCCUCUAAUUCGAUUUCAGUAACAAUGGACAAUAAGUUCAGCCCUUCUCACACACUUGUUCAAAUCCUCUGUCAGGAUCAUAAAGGUCUCAUAUAUGAUAUGAUGAGAACCCUAAAGGAUUACAACAUUCAGAUUUCAUAUAGCCGCUUCUUUGCAAAUCCAAAAGGGAACUGUGAGAUGGACUUGUUCAUAAUGCAAGCAGAUGGCAAGAAGAUUGUUGAUCCCACUAAACAAGACUCAUUACGCUCUCGCUUAAAAAUGGAGCUUCUGCGUCCACUUAGAGUAGCUGUAGUGAGUCGUGGCCCUGAUACCGAACUUGUGGUAGCUAAUCCAGUGGAGUUGUCUGGCAGGGGCCGUCCUCUUGUAUUUCAUGAUAUUACUCUUGCUUUCAAACUUCUCAACAUGCGAAUUUUCUCAGUAAUAUUUCAAACCAAUGAUUACUUUUUCUGUUUUUCCCUAAUAAUUAUAACACUAUAUUCCUCCCACCUAUACUUUUCCUUGGCAUUCAAUUUUCUGUGCUAUUCUCAGGUUGAGAUUGCUAGACACAUGAUCCGUGGCCGAGAGUGGGAAGUGUACAGAAUUCUCCUCGAUGAAGGGUCUGGAUUAUCUCUGCCAAGGAACAAGAUUGAAGCCAAUGUAAGAAACAUUUUGAUGGGUUGGGACAAUAGAAGAUAAGUUUGUUUCUCUUCCACUAGAGUCUAGUGUACAGUUCAAUCUCCUACUUCUUACCCUUGUUGAAUCUUAUAUAGGACGACUUCUAGAAACUAACCAACGAUUUAGGUAGUAUCCAUGAAACUGCAUUUGUAUAAGUGUAAAAGGUCUUUCUAGUAACUAAUUAUACAAAAUUUGCUAAUUAUAUUACUUUAUAGUUUAGUUCUUCCUUAUUCAAAUCUUUCACCCAGAAUUGCUCCCAUCUUUUCUCUCUUUACAUUUUGUGACAUUGUGUGUGAAUUUUGUUGUAAUGAUUGUAUAUUUAUAAAAAAAAUUGCUUACUAUACCAAA